ACACUAGACGGCCGCGCCCGCCGAGCAGCGCCGCAUGCCCUCCGUCUUUCGGCGCCUGCGCCGCACCCGCACCCACGCCAGCAGCAGCAGCGACGGCGCCACGACGCCCGCGACGCUCGCCUCGUCGCCCUACUCGUCGGCCGCCGCCUCGCUCGCCGCCACACCGGCCACGUCGCUCGCCUCCUUUGCGCCGCCGACGCUGUCGCAGCAGGCGUACGCCUACCUGCUCUCUGCGCCGCCCUACUCGCCGCUGGCUCUCGCCGCCGCAUUCGAGUUCCAUUUUGCACGCCCCUCGCCAACCUCGCUCCCGUCCAGCUCCGUCAGCGCGCGGGCUGGCGCACAGUGGCACCUGCGCAGCGGCGGCGAGGUGCGCCCGGAACAGCGCGAGGAGGAACAUGUGGGCGAUUUUGGCUGCGGCGCCGCGCCGCUCGCCGCCUGGCUCGAGAGCUGGGCGCAGCACGUCUACGCCCGCGACUGGGAUGCACACAUGCUUGAGCUGGCGCACGGCACGCGGGACAUGGACUGCGAGAUGCGUGCCAGCGUCGGCCUGCCGAAGGGCGAUGCUGCGUGGGACAUUGCCCACGGCACCUUUGCCGAGCCCAACCUGCCGCGAGCCCUGACGUUCCUCACGCUCGGCUCGUGCGCCCACUACCUCGCCUGGAACGAGCCAUUGGCGACGUACAAUGUCUUUUACCGCCAUCUGCUGCCGCACGGCACGCUGCUCCUCAUCGGCCACCGUCCCGUGCCGGGCCCGUAUGACGGUCCAUGCGGCGAGCAGACUGCGCCGCUGCGUAGGGCACUGGAGCAGGCGCCCUUCACCGAGCCCCUGGCGCGCUUCUACGGCGAGGCGGCGCGCCUGGGCCACCGCGACAUGUACUCGACGCUACCAACGCCACGCGAGGCAGGCGCCGCCGGCUGGCUGCCCACCGUGCGCUACCUGACCGUCAAUGCGCCGCCCGAGUGGUCGGGCCCGCGCGGCGAGGACAUGACGUGUCCGGAGGCCGAGGAGCUGCGGGCGACGAGUCCGCGCGCGAUGGCGCACUGGCUGCGCACCACGACGGGCUAUGUGGCCUACCUCCGUGCGAACCCGCAGGAGAAGGCGCGCGCCGCCGUCGAGGAGGACCACGCCGGCCGGCUGAUGAAGGCCGCGUGCGCCGAGGGCGGCCUCGACUACGACGACAAGCUCGAGCUGCGCAUGUUCUGUGCCGCGCUGCUGCUGCGCCGCGACGCUACAUCUGCACCUGUACAAUGACUCGUCUAAUGAUAUACCCACCAACAGCCGUGACCGGCGUGGCUUAAGACAGCG
Tilletiopsis washingtonensis is the source of this 1306-nucleotide messenger RNA. RefSeq lists its product as hypothetical. The record is from RefSeq and is a predicted model, not a curated record. The transcript has 3 exons. Lineage: Eukaryota; Fungi; Basidiomycota; Exobasidiomycetes; Entylomatales. The coding region runs from base 35 to 1252 and encodes 405 amino acids.